Messenger RNA from Plasmodium malariae, 660 nucleotides. Its product is annotated as 60S ribosomal protein L10, putative. NCBI's taxonomy places the organism in Eukaryota, Apicomplexa, Aconoidasida, Haemosporida, Plasmodiidae. Gene Ontology annotation, molecular function: structural constituent of ribosome. The transcript has a single exon. Gene Ontology annotation, biological process: translation; ribosomal large subunit assembly. The record is from RefSeq and is a predicted model, not a curated record. Gene Ontology annotation, cellular component: ribosome; cytosolic large ribosomal subunit. The coding region runs from base 1 to 660 and encodes 219 amino acids.
AUGGGAAGAAGACCAGCCAGGUGCUACAGGUACUGCAAAAACAAACCUUAUCCUAAGAGCAGAUAUUGUAGAGGUGUACCUGACCCAAAGAUAAGAAUAUAUGAUAUGGGUAGGAAAAAGGCUGACGUAAAUGAAUUUAGUGGAGUUGUUCAUUUAGUUUCCUAUGAGUAUGAACAGAUAUCAUCAGAAGCGUUAGAAGCAGCACGUAUUAGUGCAAACAAAUAUAUGAUUACAAAUUGUGGUAAAGAUAAUUUUCACUUAAGAGUAAGAGUACACCCAUUCCAUGUAUUAAGAAUUAAUAAGAUGCUGUCAUGUGCUGGAGCAGAUAGGCUUCAAACAGGUAUGAGAGGGGCUUUUGGAAAACCAAAUGGUGUUGUUGCAAGAGUAGAUAUUGGUCAAGUCUUACUUUCAAUAAGAACAAAGGAGAAUUUUAUUUCUAAAGCGUGUGAAGCUUUAAGAAGAGCCAAAUACAAAUUUCCAGGUAGACAAAAAGUCUUUGUUAGUAACAAAUGGGGAUUUACAAAUUUUUCAAAAGAUCAAUAUCAGGAGCAUAAAAGAAAAGGAAGAAUUGUUUCUGAUGGUGUUAGUUGCAAAUUCAUUAGAGAAAAGGGACCACUAGACAAAAUUUAUAAAGACAUAAACACUAUCAUUGAAUCGUGA